UUUAGUAACAAACUAUUUCCUGUCUGCUCACGUGAUUUGAAUUCGGUGUUGACAAUCUUGGUGGUCAUGUCCAGCAGAUACCCGAUAGUGGUGCAGGGUGAGGCAUCCGAAACAGACUCAGAUGAUGAAGUUUACAUUACCUCCCUGCCAACUCCCCAGACGGCCAUUGUAGGAGCCAAGGUUCAAGGGGAAGCUUCUGAAACAGAGAGCGAGGAUGAAGUGGAGACGUCGACCCGAGGUUCUGCAUUGAGUCACGAAAGUGCUAAGAUACUCAAAAGAGAUCUACCUCCGCUUAUUGUCGUAAGAGAUCACCCAAAUAUACAAUCUGUUGUGGAAGACAGACCAAGUCCUACACAUAAGCCUGUUGGUGAUACAUUAUUGCAGCAGAAAUUGCAGGAGUCAAACAGCCGGCUCUAUUCCAAUGUGGGGCAAAUGCUACGACACGUUUAUGGCAAUGCUAGCAAGGAGGUGCGCAGUACAACGGCACAGCUUAACGCAUCACAGAGCGCUAUCAUCAACGCUUCUCAUAGCAUCCGGCUGAUUUUGGAUGACUUGAAGGCCGUGUCUGAGAAGAUCGACAUCAUCACCAGUUGUCAGAUAUUACCUGAUAUCAAGUUGAAUGAUUCAGAGGAAAAUAACACUCCUUUAUCCCAAAGAAAAGAAGUAUAGAUAUUAUGCAUAUUAGCAAGUGAAAAUAUUUUGCAACAGCUAAUAUUUAUUACUCUCGUUUGAUACGAAUUGAUUAUUGGAAUGUUUAUUUAAUGUUCUUUUGUUCCAUCUCUUUUAAAUAACAAAUCAGACUUGAACUGCAGAUUUUUCUCAAUGUACAUUUUUAAAUGUUUUAUUCUAUGUGUCAUUCUAUAUUAUUUUACAAUGUAAAUUUACAAUUCAAACCAAUUUAUAAGCCGUGUAAAGAGAGGCUCCUAGUGAUGUAGCGACCGUUCUUACCACACGAUGGCGGUAACAGUACAUAGAUUCCAACUACAGUGCUUUAGGUUGCAGUACUCUUGCCGUUUGCUUUAUACACCAUUCGAGCUAUAUAAAUUUGUUAUUCUUACAGAUAAUUGCUGUAUUUGUAGAUUAUCAGCAAAAGGUGUGUCUCAAUAACAUCUUUUGCAGCCUUUUCUUGAUAUUGAUAACUAGAGUUGCACAGUUGCAUUGCAUUGUUGAACAAGUCCUCAUGAUAAAACGAGACUCCACAUGUG
Molecule: messenger RNA, 1205 nt
Organism: Syngnathus typhle (broad-nosed pipefish)
Lineage: Eukaryota; Metazoa; Chordata; Actinopteri; Syngnathiformes; Syngnathidae
Gene: bloc1s3
Product: biogenesis of lysosomal organelles complex-1, subunit 3
Exons: 5
Coding region: 67-669 (200 amino acids)
Cellular component (GO): BLOC-1 complex
Source: RefSeq, a predicted model, not a curated record